Chlorocebus sabaeus (green monkey) is the source of this 2879-nucleotide messenger RNA. NCBI's taxonomy places the organism in Eukaryota, Metazoa, Chordata, Mammalia, Primates, Cercopithecidae. The record is from RefSeq and is a predicted model, not a curated record.
CACUACGUUGGCCAGGCUGUUCUUGAACUGCUGACCUCAUGAUUUGCCUGCCUCAGCCCCCAAAAGUGCUGGGAUUACAGGUGUGAGCCACCAUGCUUGGCUUUUUACACUAAUUUUAAUGUACUGUUUAUGUUAUUUUUAUAUAAUAAGAUCACACGAUCCACAAAAUGCAACAUUUUACUUAUUCUCUUCAAUUCCAAUGGCUUUUUCAAAAUGUUUUUGACUAAUUUUUGUGCCAUACACUUUCAGUGCUACAUUAAAGUAGAAACAUUGACAAUGGGCACAAUGUAGUUUUAUAUUGGUAUCUGUGAAUUUGCAGGAGUAAACAACUCCUUAGGUUUUGUAAACAGGUUUCAGGAGGUAAAGAUCUUUUUCUGUUGUGUCCCUAGGGUGAUGUUAUGCCCUCUCGGUUUGUAGUGAAGAGGGGUUGUAGCUCGGUCAUAAGACUGCUUGGUCUGCGCUAGCAUCCACCUUUAGACGGUUUGUUACAAAGGGCUUGGGUAGUUGUAAUUUCCGUUUUAUUUCUGGACAGAUUGAAUAUUCUUUAAGACUUUGAUCUGUAGGGCAGACACUAGGGCAGUUUCUGCAGUCAGCUCCAUACAUAAUAGCCCUUAUAUCAGGAUGUGAAUGGGUUUGCCUUUCACUGAGUACCAGAGAGGAUUUCCCCAGGUCACUGUGUGGAUUUCUAUUUAGGCAAAACUGGUCAUGCACUGUGGCUGAGAGCUGGAACUGAGUCACUGAACUGCUUCAGGGACCACAGUAAAAACCAAGCUAUGUGUUCUUAUUUUACCAAAGACCUUUGGCCAGAGCAAGACAUAAAAGAUUCUUUCCAACAAGUGAUACUGAGAAGAUACAGAAAAUGUGAACAUGAGAAUUUACAAUUAAGAAAAGGUUCCGCAAGUGUAGAUGAGUGUAAGGUGCACAGAGAAGGUUAUAAUGAACUAAACCAGUGUUUGACAACUACCCAGAGCAAAAUAUUUCAAUGUGAUAAAUAUAUAAAAGUCUUUCAUGAAAAUUUAAAUUCAAAUAGACAUAAGACAAGACAUACUGGAAAGAAACCUUUCAAAUGUAAAAAAUGUGACAAAUCGUUUUGCAUGCUUUUACACCUAAGUCAACAUAAAAGAAUUCAUAUUAGAGAGAAUUCUUACCAAUGCGAAGAAUGUGACAAAGUCUUUACGCGGUUCUCAACCCUUACUAGACACAAGAGAAUUCAUACUGGAGAGAAACCCUUCAAAUGUAAAGAAUGUGGCAAAGCUUUUAAGCACUCUUCAACCCUUACUACACAUAAGAUGAUUCAUACUGGAGAGAAACCCUACAGAUGUGAAGAAUGUGGCAAAGCCUUCUGCCAUUCCUCACACCUUACUACACAUAAGAUAAUUCAUACUGGAGAGAAACCUUACAAAUGUGAGGAAUGUGGCAAAGCUUUUAACCAAUCCUCAAACCUUAGGAAACAUAAGAUAAUUCAUACUGGAGAGAAACUCCACAAAUGUGAAGAAUGUGGCAAAGCUUUUAACCGAUCCUCAAACCUUACUACACAUAAGAGAAUUCACACUGGAGAGAGACCCUACAAAUGUGAAGAAUGUGGCAAAGCUUUUAACCGAUCCUCAAACCUUGCUAAACAUAACAUAAUUCAUACUGGAAAGAAAUCUUACAAACAUGGAGAAUGUGGUAAAACCUUUAACCAGUCCUCAACUCUUACUAAACAUAAGAAAAUUCAGCAGGACGUGGUGGCUCACACCUGUAAUCCCAGCACAUUGAGAGGACAAGGCGAGCAGAUCGCAAGGUCAGGAGUUUGAGACCAGCCUGGCACAUGGUGAAACCCUAUCUCUACUAAAAAUACAAAAAUUUGCUGGGUGUGGUGGCGGGCACCUGUAAUCCCAGCUACUCAGGAGGCAGAAGCAGGAGAAUCAUUUGAACCCAGGAGGCACAGUUUGCAGUGAGCCAAGAUCGUGCCAUUCUACUCCAGCCUGGGCCACAAGGCAAGACUCUGUCGCAAAAAAAAAAAAAAAAAGGAAAAUUCAUCCUGGAAAGAAACCUCAUAACUGUGAAGAAUAUCGCAAUGCUUUCAACCAGUCCUUGAAUCUUAUUGAAAAAAAUAAUUCACACUGGAGAGAAACUACAAAUGUGAAGAAUGUGGCAAAGCCUUUAACCAGUCUUCAGACUCUUACUAAGCAUUAAAAAAAUUCAUACUGUACAGAAACCCUAUGAGGGUGAAAAACAUGGCAAAGCCUUUAACAGGCUUUCAAUUCUUAACAGACAUAAGAUAAUUUAUACUGGAAAGAAAUUCUACAAACAAGAAAGAUGUGACAAUGCUUUUGACAACACCUCAAACUUUUCUAACCAUAAAAGAAAUUAUGCUGGUGAGAAAUCUUAGAAAUCUGAAGAAUGAGACAAAGCCUUUAAAUGGUUGUCACAUUUGAUUGUAGGUAAGAUAAUUCAUACUAGAGAAAACACCUACAUGUGUGAACAAUGUGGCAAAACUUAACCAAUGCUCACACCUUAUUGCACAGGAAAGCAUUUAUACUUGAGAUAAAUUAUACAAACAUAAAGACUGAAAAAGUCAUUAAUAUAUGUUCAUGUCUUAACACUAGAGAGUUCAUACUUAAUAAAAUCAUUGUAUGUACAAUUACUGUCAAAAGAUCUUUCAGAAAAUACAAGCUUUUGACUAGGCGUGGUGGCUCAGGCCUGUAAUCCCAACACUUUUGUAGGCCAAGGCAGGUGGAUCACGAGGUCAGGAGUUUGAGACCAGCCUAUCCAAGAUGCUGAAACCCCAUCUCUACUAAAAAUAUAACAAUUAGCCGGGCAUGGUUGUGAUGCCUGUAAUCCUAGCUACUCAAGAGGCUGAGGCAGGAGAAUCACUUGAAGUCAGGGAGGGAGAG